GUUAAAGGAAGGGGACCCGGUACUCCGAGUGGGGCUCGGAGUUUCGAACCACUGGUGGCGGAUUGCCCGCCCGUCCCACGUCCGGGGAUGCGAAGUCUCAGCCUGGCGUGGCUGCUGGGAGGUAUCACCCUUCUGGCGGCCUCGGCCUCCUGCAACCGGACCGUGAAUGCACCGGGACCCAACAGUAAAGGGAGAAGUCUGAUUGGCAGAUUGGACACGCCGCCUCCCAUCACUGGGAAAGGGGCUCCAGUUGAACCAGGCUUUUCCGUUGAUGAAUUCUCUGCAUCCGUCCUCACCGGGAAGCUGACCACCGUCUUUCUCCCGGUCAUCUACAUCAUUGUCUUUGUAAUUGGUUUGCCCAGUAAUGGUAUGGCCCUCUGGGUCUUCUUCUUCCGAACGAAGAAGAAGCACCCUGCUGUGAUUUACAUGGCCAACCUGGCCUUGGCAGACCUCCUCUCUGUCAUCUGGUUCCCCCUGAAGAUCUCCUACCACCUCCAUGGCAACGACUGGACCUAUGGGGAUGCGCUCUGCAAGGUGCUCAUUGGCUUUUUCUACGGCAAUAUGUACUGCUCCAUCCUUUUCAUGACCUGCCUCAGCGUGCAGAGGUACUGGGUGAUCGUGAACCCCAUGGGACACUCCAGGAAGAGGGCCAACAUCGCUGUUGGCGUCUCCCUGGCCAUCUGGCUCCUGAUUUUUCUGGUCACCAUCCCUCUGUACGUCAUGAGGCAGACCAUCUACAUUCCAGCCUUGAACAUCACCACCUGUCACGACGUGCUGCCCGAGGAGGUCCUGGUGGGGGACAUGUUCAGUUACUUCCUCUCCCUGGCCAUUGGAGUCUUUCUGUUCCCAGCCCUCCUUACUGCGUCUGCCUACGUGCUCAUGAUCAAAACGCUCCGUUCCUCCGCCAUGGACGAGCACUCGGAGAAGAAAAGGCGGAGGGCUAUCCGCCUCAUCAUCACGGUGCUGUCCAUGUACUUCAUCUGCUUCGCUCCCAGCAACGUGCUGCUCGUCGUGCAUUAUUUCCUCAUCAAAAGCCAGAGGCAGAGCCACGUCUACGCCCUCUACCUCGUCGCCCUCUGCCUGUCCACCCUCAACAGCUGCAUAGACCCCUUUGUCUACUACUUUGUUUCGAAAGAUUUCAGGGACCAGGCCAGAAACGCGCUCCUCUGCCGAAGCGUCCGCACCGUGAAACGCAUGCAGAUAUCGCUCACCUCCAACAAGUUCUCCAGGAAAUCCAGCUCUUACUCCUCCAGCUCAACCAGUGUUAAAACCUCCUACUGAGCUGGGCCUGAGGAUAUGGAGCCAGCUUGAUGAUGAUGCUGGUGAUGAUGAUGAUGAUGAUGAUGAUGGUGAUGAUGAUGAUGAUGCUGAUGAUGCUGAUGAUGCUGAUGAUGAUGAUGUAUGUGUGUGUAUAUGUGCGUGCAUGCGUGUGUGUGUGUGUGUGUGUGUGUGUGUGUGUGUGUUAGGGAUGCACCACAACGCACGGGGCUGUCAUUUCCUAUCCAAGUUGCUAGUCUCUGUACCAGUCACAAGAAUGAUGGACGUCAGCGUCCGAAACUGAAGGAACCGAGAGGAACAUGCUUUGCAGAAGUGAGGAAGGAAAUUCGUUGACCUGCAGAGAACUACACCUGGCAAGAAAGUUAAGACCCCCCCGAAAUGCUUUCUUGUUCAUCUGGAGUCCGUCAUGGCUUUGUCAGGAUCUGAGAUCCUUGUAGAGCUUCAGUCCAGCUGAUAAUGACUCUAUAGACUUGGAAGAUGUGUCUGCGAAUGAGGCUCCUGGCCGGCAUUCCAACUGGUUAACACUGAGCUUGCUGGACGACAGGAUUCAAAUGGCCACAGUGGUUCCGUUCUCGCAUGGUUUCAUCAGAACUACUGGGGAUCUUGUUCAAUGUGCAGGUCCCUCAGCCUCAGUGCCCAGGGAGCUCGGAUACGAGGGGGCCGCUCUACAAACUUCAGUGAUGUCUGCAUACACAGAACCGCAGAGGCGAGCCCCGUUCCGCUUGCCAGGGCACCGUAGUGACGUUGGCAAAGAAAAACCAACAGCAGUGUUUGAGCCUCCUUUUGGUCAGUUUAUGAUGAAUUUCCCUAUGGGUUAACUGGGAUUUCUGGUUCCUUUAUUACCCCUUUGUAGUUUUAUAUGUCUGUAAGUCAACAAAAUGAGGCUCCUAAACAUGUAAAUAAAAAUUUUGUUUAUUUUUUUUAAUUUUACAUAAGUCAGUGUGGGUAAUAGAGUAUUAGGCCGACUGCAAAUACUGCUUAGUUUUUUUCUAAGUUAAUUUUUAAAUACAUCAUGCAAACUUAAGACAUUUUCAUGAUAAAGCACUAUUACAGUGUCAGUUCCCUUCUCCCUCAGUCAUAUGCCUUCCCGGGAUGCUGGCCCUUCCCCUCCUCUCCUUCCCCCCUUGCCUUCCCCCUCCCCCCAGAUAGCCAGUGUGCCUUCAUGUACCAUUUAGUAUUUUAUAAAAACCGUCGUUGAAAUAUUUAUUAUCAGUUUUGUUCACCUUUUACCGUCCAUUGAAUGAACGUCUUCUCGUCUGUUUGGGCAAGAGCAGGAACAAGAGGCUACGGCCAUUGCAGGGGUACGUGGUUCCAGACUUACUUUAUAUACCGCCUGGAUCUGCGGCUUGAGAAAUUACCUUGUACGAAGGCUUUCUAAAUAAUGUAUAACCCUUGACCUUUUUUUUUUUAAACAACUUCUUUCCAGCUGUGUGUUCUUUUGUAGAAGGAGGAGGAGAAGGGAAUCCCCCUGUUGUAGAUACAGUGAUCUGAUCACCCUAUCCUGUUCUGUUCUUUCUUCCUUUCUUCUUUAACACAGUGCGAUGCCCACCCCACCACUUUCCAGUCCUUCCUUCUUCCUUCUUUCCUUCCUUUCUUCUCUUUCCACAACACUAGGGAUCUAAACCUAGCCUUGUGAAUUUACACUUUUUCCCCCACACUAGUUUUUCUAAUAAACAAAAUGUAGUUCACGUUGCUCCACAA
This is a messenger RNA of Rattus norvegicus (Norway rat), 2979 nucleotides long. RefSeq names its product F2R like trypsin receptor 1 (gene F2rl1). The transcript has 2 exons. Gene Ontology annotation, biological process: leukocyte proliferation; negative regulation of JNK cascade; T cell activation involved in immune response. Gene Ontology annotation, cellular component: early endosome; pseudopodium; membrane. The record is from RefSeq and is marked provisional. Gene Ontology annotation, molecular function: G-protein beta-subunit binding; proteinase-activated receptor activity; G protein-coupled receptor activity. The coding region runs from base 88 to 1281 and encodes 397 amino acids. Lineage: Eukaryota; Metazoa; Chordata; Mammalia; Rodentia; Muridae.